This is a messenger RNA of Cheilinus undulatus (humphead wrasse), 3725 nucleotides long. Its product is annotated as cytospin-A. The record is from RefSeq and is a predicted model, not a curated record. Gene Ontology annotation, molecular function: protein binding. The transcript is spliced from 12 exons. The coding region runs from base 371 to 2194 and encodes 607 amino acids. Lineage: Eukaryota; Metazoa; Chordata; Actinopteri; Labriformes; Labridae.
CGCUGUUGGAUACUCAGAGUUUUCUCGCUCAUUAGUCCGGAUUUGAAGUAGAUUUUGCAAGCUUCUGAGAAGUGCCCAGCUCCAUAAUGUUUACUCGGGUUAAAAGUCGGUCUAAGGAACGUCAGCCCCGGACGUCCAUGAGUCGCUCCCUCUCCUGUGUGAGCUCACAGCGGGGCAGUGCGCUCUGCUGAGCAGCGCUGGAAGAAGCAAAGCGUGGAGGAGAAGAGUUCAACAAACCGAGAACAAAAGGACCUGGGGUUUAUUAGUCAACUUUUAAGGGUCACCUCCACUGUGCCACUCUGCUCUGGUCUAACUGAAAGAGCACCUGCAGGGCCCCAUCAUUGGCCCAAAUCCUGUUACUGUCUGCAGUAUGGGCAACUUUACCAGCAAGGACGGCCAUGGACCUACAGGGGCCCAUGGGGACAGUUUCCACACUCCUCCUGCUUCUCCACAGAGUGAUGAGCCUGCUUUAAUACCCGGUGUCCCCCAGCUCCAUCACCCUACCUCACCCCAACCUCCCCCUGCUGCCCCAACAUCCUCCCCACCUCCACCUCCAGUGCCAGGCCUCACACCCAGCGUAAAGAAAACACAAUCCAGCACCAACCCAACAACGACCAAUCCUCAUCCUGAGAGGAGGCCUCGUCCACCCCUUAAUCCACAUAGCACCAGCAUCGACUCUGGAGUUACCCCUCUGCACAGCAACCCUGGAACUAAUGUUUUUAAAAGACAGGCUUCUGUGGGGAGGAAUGGAGGUCCUCCUACCUCCACACCUCGGACUACAGUCUCACAGGGUAGGACUGUGGCUGUCAGUCCCACAAAGACCCCCUCCUCCCUGUGCAGUGCCACACCUGUGGUGGGAAGCUCUUCUGUGAGGAACUGGAGAGAAAGGGACAGUGGCUCAGGUCAGACGAUACUCCCGGCACAAGAAGCUGCAAACAACCAGGGGGAAGAACUGAAGAGGCUGCUGGAGGAGUGUAGGACAACAUUAGGCAUCACUGCUAGUCAGGAGGGAGCCACAAACAUAACAGAGAUACUGAAGAAUCUGCUGACAGAAGUAAAGAGUCUGAAGACUACUUUGCAGACAGAACGUGGGGAAUGGCUGCAGUUCCAGGCUGACCUACAGGUGGCGGUGUCAGUGGCUGACCGUCUGAGAGCAGAGGCGGAAGAAGAGCUGAAUGCCCUCAGAGCGGUGCAUAAGGAUGUGGAGAGAGAGCUGGCAGCUGCCCAGCAGAGACUGAAGGAGGCUGAUAUACAACUGGUUACCCUGAGAGGGGAGCUUAAGGAGAGCCAACAGAGACUGGCCACUCUCAACCAGGGGCCUAGUCAGGAACCAGAGAAGCCCAAUAGACCAACAAAUGAACCAACAAACCACUCUGAAAGCAAAGAAGGGACCCAGAGGGGCAGGGAGAGGGCGGUGUACAGGUUGGGGCGAGAAGAGAUUGAAAGGAGGAGUCCGAAUGAGUUGAAGAAUGUGAUCAACGAGGAGGCCAGAAAGGACUGUAACAAUGUGACUAAACGGUACCUCAAAAAUGUCACUAACGAGGAGAAGAGUGAUGAGGAGGUGCGAUCCAGCGAGACAAGGACAGUAACCUCAGAGAGGUCAAGAAGCCUCUCCAGAUUGCCUGCUUCCUCCGACUCCCCCACCAUGCACAAUGGGACCUCCCAGACAAAUACUGCCUCAACAUUUGUGCCUACAAACAAGGACUCUGGGCCACUGAGAGGCCGAAGAAGUCUGGAUUGGCAAGAGAGCAGGUCGAGUACGGACACAGGAAAACGUGAGGAAUCUCUGAACAAGUACAACUCUAGUCUAACAGAGCUGCCUCCCACCAAAUCCCAGGAUGGUUUCAACAUGCUGCUGCGUCGCCAUGGAGGCUCCAAGAGAAACUCGCUGCUGCGCUGGUGUCAGAGCCAAACACAAGGCUACAAGAAUAUCGACAUCACGAACUUCAGCAGCAGCUGGGCUGAUGGUCUGGCCUUCUGUGCUGUGUACCACACCUACCUCCCCUCACACAUCCCUUACAACACUCUGACUCCAGAGAACAAGAGGGAAAAUCUCAGUCUGGCAUUCAAAACAGGAGAGAGUGUUGGCAUUACACGGAGCCUGACAGUAGAGGAGAUGCUGCGAGCAGGCGGCCCAGACUGGCAGAGGGUGCUAAACUACGUGGAGAGUAUCUACCGUCACUUUGAGAUGUAACUGCUGGAGGUACAGACAGACACAGUGGAUUCAUAACAACACUCCUAAGGAAACAAUGAAGCAGUGAUAGUUCCCGUAAAAGAUGCUAUAAAUACACUGGUUAUCAGAAAUCUCAACAAUAAUGUCAAACUGCAAAGACAACCUGGAAACAACCCAAACAAUAAAAAGACUUUAUGACCAAAGAAGACCUAAUGCAAAGACAUAAAACAGACUGUUAUGUCCAUCUUUUCAAAUGUGACUUCACAGAUGCUGGCUCUGCCAGGGACAACAUUAAAGAGAGCUUUGGACUGGUUGCAUUUAAGAUACUUGCAAUAUAGACUAAAGUGGUACUGUAACUGCUUACAAUCCAGUUUGAGAAAAGAAGCACAUUAUUAUUACAACUAUAAAUACACAAAUCAGUUUUCACUGCCUGGAGAGUGUCUGUAACACUGGAAGGAAAUCUCCAGUGAAAGACAUUUUUUAUUUCUUAAUUGGUAAUCUAUGAGGACAUUUAACAAAACACUGCUUUUGAAAAUUUAAUUUGGUGCUGUGGAAAUAUUUCCCUCCUUUGUUUUCUUUAAACUGCCAUUUCUGUCAGCUAAGUGCGACCUUUGUGGUUUUGAAUAGCCGGUUACCACUGGUUACACAGUCAUUGUUAAAUUUAAUGGCAUGUGCUUUCACUUCCCUCAAAUAAUACAUUUCAGUUAAUCAGACUGAGCAAUAACUGCAAACAUGACUAAGACUGGCUACAUACUAGGCAGCUUUAUAUUUUGAACAUGAUUUGCCCCCCUAAAACAAACAAUCAAGGGGUGGUGUCCCAAUUCUUUACAGACCUCAUGUGUUUGUUGUCAUCAUUAUUUCCUAAGUUAGAGCCUCCAGGAUUUGGAAUGAGUUAAGAUCAGGCUCCUACCAACAGAGCAUCUCCAAAAAGACCAAGACCUUGUAUCUCCAUUUUUUUAUUAUUAAUUUUUUUUUUUUUCAGAAAUCAGUGCUAUCGGUCACCCUUUACAUCUGUCAGUGGGUUGUAGGAGUUUUUAAAGCAAUGAAAAGUGUCAACAAGAUGCUGACUAUUACCAUUCGGUGUUAAAUUAAUUGGAAAAUACAGAGCUAGUUUCACUGCCUGAAGACAGGGAUUUUAGGGAUAGGAGGUUUUGGCUUGAUGCCAGCAAAAAAAAAAAAGAAAAAUUUUUGUUUUGAAAAAGAAACAUAUGGGAGGACAGCUGAUGACGCCAUUAAAAGUCCACAUUUGUUUUUCCUCUGAAAUUGUGUUUGGUCAUGCAAGUUUCUGUGAGAUCUCAUAUCUGUGAAAACGCAUCUGUGAAAUCAUUACGACAGACGGCUGGCCCAAUUGUCCAGCAUGUUCGUUCAGAGGAUUAUAAUGUUGAAAAUCAGUUGGAACUGUCCUUAUGCCUGUUUAAGAUUAUAAUGUUGAAAAUCAGUUGGAACUGUCCUUAUGCCUGUUUAAGAUAGGAAAAUCAUUCAUUGUGUUUAGCCGGCCUUACUGAGAGGGGAACAAUAGUUUAGAAAAGUAACAUUAAAGAAUAAUAGACAA